This is a messenger RNA of Ipomoea triloba (trilobed morning glory), 1059 nucleotides long. RefSeq lists its product as uncharacterized. The record is from RefSeq and is a predicted model, not a curated record. NCBI's taxonomy places the organism in Eukaryota, Viridiplantae, Streptophyta, Magnoliopsida, Solanales, Convolvulaceae. The coding region runs from base 1 to 1059 and encodes 352 amino acids. The transcript has a single exon. Gene Ontology annotation, molecular function: RNA-DNA hybrid ribonuclease activity; nucleic acid binding.
AUGAUGUUAACCCAAUUUGCCAUUGAGUACAAGCCACGCCCGACCAUCAAGGGACAAGCAUUAGCCGACUUCAUCGUCGAAUGCACUGCAAGGGACCUGGAGCCUGACCGACCGACUGCCCUAGAAGAACCCUGGUGGGAAGCCUCCACUGACGGAUCGUCCAGCAAGAAAGGGUGUGGGGGAGGAAUCGUGCUUACAUCUCCUGAAGGCUUCAAAGUGUAUCAAGCUCUAAUCUUCAAAUUCCGACUCACCAAUAACGAAGCGGAAUACGAGGUACUCAUAGGCGGUCUACGGCUGGCCAAGCAGAUGAAGGCCGACCGACUGCGAUUACGGUCAGACUCCCGAUUGAUAAUUGGACAGCUCUCUAAUACGAUCGAAGCAAAGGAAGACCGGAUGAUACGAUACAAAGACAUCGCACUUGAGUGGUUGCAGCAGUUUGACAAAUAUGAGAUGAUUCAAGUACCAAGGGCGGAAAACACAGAUGCCGACAUGCUAUCCAAAUUGACCCAGGAAGCUCCCGAAUACGUGUCAAAGAUUGCUCGGGUCGAAGAAAUUGUAACGCCUAGCAUCGACAUCAUCGAGGUUCGACCGGUCGAGAUAAGCGAGCCUGACUGGAUGUACUAUCUGAAAGGAUACAUAACCGAUGGCACCCUACCGGACGAUCCUGCACGAGCAAAGAAAGUCAUAUUGCGGGCACCCCGAUUCCAGUUGAUCGACGGUAAGCUCUACAAACGAUCGUAUGGCGGACCACUCCUGAGGUGUUUGACCAGCGAUGAGGCUAAGAUUGUGAUUGAAGAAGUUCAUGACGGAAUCUGCUCGGCCCACCAAGGACCAAGGACGCUAGCGCAAAAGAUUGUCUUGUUAGGUUACUACUGGCCCUCUAUGAAUUUGGAUUGUGAGCAGUACGUGCGGCGAUCCGCUAUAUGCCAAGAAUUCCACAAGUUUCCCAGUCGACCAGCGACCUACUACCAGCCGGUCAGCGAGGUAAUUCCAUUCGCAAGAUGGGGAGUAGACUUGAUUGGUGCAUUCCCAAUGACGGCCGGUCAAAAAAGUACGUGA